AUGAUCGAGGGAGAAGCAACAAGUGAAGGCCUUGCAACAAAGCCUGCAAAUGUUUCCACUUACGAAGUAGAGGAAAUGAAAUUUGAUCAUGCUCUUAAACUUUUUAGUAGGCAUGCCUUUAGAAGAGACUCACCACCAGAGAAUUAUAUCUCCCUUUCAGAAGACAUGGUCUCUACUCUGGAAAAGCUCCCUUUAGCUCUUGAAGUUACCGGUUCAUCCCUUUCCGGUAAAUCCGAAGCAUUUUGGGCAGACACUUUGAAGAAGCUAGAAAAAGCUCCUCCCAUGGAAAUCCAAAAAACAUUAAAGAUAACUUAUGAAAGGCUAGAUGAUGCACAAAGGCAAAUAUUUCUUGAUAUAGCUUGUUUUUUUGUUGGUAAGGACAAAACCUACCCUUUCUACAUGUGGGAUGACUGUGAAUACUGCCCACACAAUGCCAUUGAAGUCCUCUCUCUCAUGUCCUUGAUAAAAAUCAAAGAUGACAAUACUUUUUGGAUGCAUGACCAAGUGCGAGACCUCGGAAGGGCAAUCGUCCGUCAAGAGAAUUCCAAAUAUCCCUUCGAGUGUAGCAGAGUUUGGAAUCAUCGGGAGGCCUUGCGAAUUCCGAAGCAGAAAGAGGGAAGUAGGAAAAUAGAAGCACUGUCAACAGGAAAUCGUGGAGACAUUGUAACGCAUGAAGAAGUUACUAAUUUGCAAAAGCUGAGGUUCUUUGAAACGAAUGGGGCGUUCCUUGUCGGAGACUUCAAUAACCUUCUCCCCGGUUUAACAUGGCUUUCUUGGCGGUUUUGCCCUUUCGAGUUUGUGGCAACAAACUUUCGUCCGACUAAUUUAGUCAUUCUAAACCUUUCAUGUAGCGGUAUUUCUGAGGAAUGGCUUGGCUGGAACCAAAUCAAAGUGGCGAGCAAACUCAAAAUACUAGAUCUCAAGAAUCGCAACUACUUAAGGAAAACACCCGAUUUUUCUGCGUGGGAGUCCUUGGAGAGAUUGAUUCUUGAAGGCUGUCACAACUUAAAUGAAAUCGACCCAUCCAUUGGUAAAUUAAAGCUCCUCACUACUUUGAACUUGAAUGGAUGUGAGUCUCUUCAAGAGUUGCCUGAAGAACUUGGAUGUCUAGAAGCUUUGAUAGAAAUUAUGAUGCCUUGUUCGUCAUGUAUGUUUAAACUUCCGGAAACAUUUGGUAAUUUGAAGUCAUUGUUGACCUUCGAUGUAUCUCAUAGGCAGAUUAGCAAGUUGCCAUACUCAAUUGGAGGGCUGGUGAAACUUCGGUGGUUGAAUAUAUCUAAGUGUAGGAUGAUAAAGGAACUUCCGGACACAGUUGGGAACUUACAAUUAUUGGUUGAGUUGGAUUUGUCAUUUACAAGUUUGGGUCACCUACCCGAUUCAAUUGGCAAUCUAAAGCAACUGAAAGUACUUAGAUUGAGCCACAUAAGUAGCAUAACAAAAUUACCCAGUAUGAUUGGGCUGGUGGAGAAGCUUGAAGAGCUAUACGCUAAUUAUUGCUGGAACUUGACCGGCAAAAUCCCUGAAGAAAUUGUACUUCUAUCUCAUUUGAGGAUCCUAGACUUGUCAUACACAUGUAUAUCUGGAUUACCCUCCACGUGUCACUGCUCUUCACACUCCCAUCAUUCUCCCUUCUCUGCUGGAAAAACUAUCAUCGUCCCCCAAAACCACGAAUUUCCUCCCCUGGCUCCCGUCUAG
Molecule: messenger RNA, 1695 nt
Organism: Rhodamnia argentea
Lineage: Eukaryota; Viridiplantae; Streptophyta; Magnoliopsida; Myrtales; Myrtaceae
Product: disease resistance protein RPV1-like
Exons: 4
Coding region: 1-1695 (564 amino acids)
Biological process (GO): defense response
Molecular function (GO): protein binding
Source: RefSeq, a predicted model, not a curated record